This is a messenger RNA of Euleptes europaea (tarantolino), 368 nucleotides long. Its product is annotated as CD59 glycoprotein-like. Lineage: Eukaryota; Metazoa; Chordata; Lepidosauria; Squamata; Sphaerodactylidae. The transcript is spliced from 3 exons. The coding region runs from base 3 to 365 and encodes 120 amino acids. The record is from RefSeq and is a predicted model, not a curated record.
ACAUGGACAAAACAAAGUGCAUUCUCAUCACAGCCUUCGUCACUAUAGUCGUGUUCUGCCAUUCUGGCGACGCGCUCCGAUGUUACACCUGUGAACAAAGUCCUGUAGUGUGUCGGACCAAUGUUACCUGUACUCCCGAAGAAGAUGUUUGCUUGCAAAUCAGAUUUUUGAAUUUGAGAACAUACAGCUGCUGGAAGUCGUCGCGAUGCACCAGAAAAGAAGUUGCUGAUGAAUUUAACGCUGACAGUUUUCGAUUCCUUUGCUGCUACAGGGAUUUCUGCAACGGGGGCCCAAGCUUCCUGGCAGCCAGUACAGCUACCUUCAGUAUUUCUGCAGUGACUGUGCUUUGGAUGGUGUACCAGUAACAA